This is a messenger RNA of Phytophthora sojae, 1314 nucleotides long. RefSeq lists its product as hypothetical. Bases 1 to 1314 code for a protein of 437 amino acids. Lineage: Eukaryota; Oomycota; Peronosporomycetes; Peronosporales; Peronosporaceae. Gene Ontology annotation, molecular function: protein binding. The transcript has a single exon. The record is from RefSeq and is a predicted model, not a curated record.
AUGGUGGACGAGAAGGCGUCGCCGACACCUUCGACCAGUACAGGCGCCCGCGCCGCGCCAUCGGCCACCGCCGCUCGAGUAACGCGCGCUUCCAAGCCUAGUACCGAGGGCGCCAAUGAGAAGCCGUCCUACGUGUUCCUGCGGCUCAAGCGCAAGCGCACGGACGACCCGAUGGAGUGUCUCGUGGUGCAGCAGAGCGAGCCCGACGCCAAGCGCAGCAAAGGCAAGGCCGAGGACCUGCUGCAGGCCUUCACGAAGCUGUCGACCACCGAGAAGCGCUUCGUGUUCAAGCACAUUGACACGAUGGAGGAGCCGAUCGCUCCGGGCCGCGUCAAGUGGACGGAGAGACUCAAGCGCAAGGCUCGGUCGCUCAAGGACGAGCGCGCCGACAUGCUGGCCAAGAAGCAGAUUGCACCCGUGUUCCAGAAAGACCCUACAGCUUCAAAGCAGACGGAGAGGCGCGUCAAGCAGCAGCAAAGCCGCUCCAAGGCGCGACGCAACGAGGAAAUGCUCAAGUCCAGAGGCCUCCAGCCAGUCGUGGAGAUCAAAGAGAAGCAGACGAUGGAGCUGCACGGCAUCCGACUCGUGGACCUGCAGGUGUCCACUGUCGCUAGCAGUAAAGAAGAGAAGAAGGAGGAAGGUGUCACUGUCCUGGAGAAGAGCAAGACGGACUUGGUCACGGUGAAUGGAGCGCGGCUGAAACCCACGCGCGUGUUGAACCCGCACGAGCGCGAGCUGGAUGAAGCCAUUUGGAACGCCUUCCGCGCCAACGACUUUGCCCCGUUCUUCCAGAUUUACCAUGCGCGGCGACCGGAACUGCGUGUGGACCCUGUGUCGUUCCAGAGACCCGCAGACGGCAGUACGAUUCUCAUGGCGGCGGCGCUGCACGGACGGAGUGAUGUGAUUGAAGUGUUGCUGCGCUCGGGUACAACGAGUGUUCUUCAGCAAGACUGGGAAGGAGCUACUGCGGCGGUUUUUGCGAAGCGUGGAGGCCACGACAAUGUGGAAACGGCACUAUUGGCAUGCGAGGAAGCAGAGCAGGAGAAGGACUACGUGUACGACGUGUACUGCGUUGAUAUCUCUGCUAGUGAGAGCCAAGGCACCGCACACGAUACUGCUACAAGUUCCGAAGACGGUGCGGAACAAACAAGUGUGAACGGUGUGCCCGUUGUUAGUGUGAGCUCGGAGGUGCAUCGGUGGCUGUCCGAAGAGCCGAGUGACGAGGUGAAGGAAUACAUGCUGGAGUCCGACAUCGAUAGCAACGAAGAAGUGGACGGGUACGCACGCCUGUAUAGAUACCCCUGGGACCGCUGA